This is a messenger RNA of Chelonia mydas (Green sea turtle), 669 nucleotides long. RefSeq names its product olfactory receptor 10A7-like. Gene Ontology annotation, biological process: G protein-coupled receptor signaling pathway. Gene Ontology annotation, molecular function: olfactory receptor activity; G protein-coupled receptor activity. The transcript is spliced from 2 exons. The coding region runs from base 1 to 669 and encodes 222 amino acids. Gene Ontology annotation, cellular component: membrane. The record is from RefSeq and is a predicted model, not a curated record. NCBI's taxonomy places the organism in Eukaryota, Metazoa, Chordata, Testudines, Cheloniidae.
AUGGCAAACACAGAAGGGAAGAAUCAAACGUCCAUCACAGAAUUUGUCCUCCUGGGAUUCAGGGAUCUUCCUGAACUGCUGGUCUUACUCUUUCUGCUGUUUCUAGCGAUCUACAUUGUGACCUUGGCCGGGAACAUCCUCAUUGUUGCGCUAGUUGUGGCUGAUCGGCACUUUCACAUCCCCAUGUACUUCUUCCUGGGGAACUUGUCCUGCUUGGAGACCUGCUACACCUCCACCCUCCUGCCCAGGGUUCUGGCCAGUUUAUCCACAGAAAUGUUAAAUCUCUGCUGCAAUGGCACCAACCAGAUAGAGCUUGUCAUUACCAUCCUGGCUGCUAUAUUCACUCUGCCUCCAUUUGUAUUAACCAUGAUGUCCUACGUCUGUAUCAUCUUCACCAUCCUGAGAAUCCCUUCCACCACCGGGAGGCAAAAGGCAUUUUCUACCUGCUCCUCUCACCUCAUCGUGGUGACCAUUUUCUAUGGGACCCUGAUCAUUGUGUAUCUGCUACCAAAAACCAACACACUAAGAGACCUAAACAAAGUGUUCUCUGUCUGCUACACAAUUCUGACACCGAUGGCCAAUCCCUUCAUAUACAGCCUGAGAAACAAAGAGGUGAAAGAGGCCCUGAGAAAAAUUGUCAGUAAAUGUGUAGAUUUUACAAGAAAUUAG